AUGGACGACGAGGUUGACAACCCUCGCAUUCUUAUCUGGGCAGCAGCCACUUUCCUCUGGGAAUCUGACGAGCCGAUGCGGACUAGUGGCGAGUGCCUUUUGGAGCGCUGCCCUGCUCGUGCCGACCAAAGUACUUGUUUCAUCACCAGGGACAGAAAGUACCUGAGGCGAGCCGAUGCCAUCCUUUUCGACACCAGCACCGUCAACUACCACGACGUGCCAACGUACCGGCACAAAGGGCAGUUAUGGGUAAUCUUGGACCGAGGCCAACCCUUGCAGGAAGCCUCCAAGGACCUGCGGUUGAUGACCGCUCAAUUCAACUGGACAAUGUCACAACGCAGUGACGCCGACGUGAUAAUUCCGUACAGAUCGUGGACUACGGUGCCGAGCAACGAAUCACUUGAGAGCCUCAACUGGAGCUUCAGAUCAAAACCCAGGGCCGUGCUGUGGCUGGUGAGCAAGUGCGAGGACGAUCAAAUUCACACUUCAGCAAAAACCAUUGGAAACCUAACGACAGAAUUUCAAUUAGCCCAUUCCGUUGCGAAUGCCAGUGGCGCCCACAUCGUUAAGAAUUGUGGGGGCGCGCAAUGCCGGAAGGAUCUUGACUCUUGCCUAAAGCACUUUCAGAAGCAGUACUACUUUGUAUUCGUCGUCGACAAUUCACCCUGCUUUCAGAAUCCGAGGCAGUUACUGUUUGGUGCUCUGCAGUACUCGAUCAUUCCUGUGUAUUUCGGACGUUCCACACUGGGGAAUACAGUGCCACCGAUGUCCGUUGUGCAGGCCACUGGGGCUCCUACGGUUGCACACGUUUUGACAAAAAUGUUUCAAAUUUAUCACAACUUCAAAAAUUAUGGCACUUACACAAUGUGGAAAGAAAACUUUGUCAUCAUCAAGCCAAAGAACAAUCUAUGUGCAUUGUGCGAUGCCCUGUACGAAAAUCGUCGAAGUACUUCAAAAAAGGAUGUUGUUGAGUGGUUGGGGCGGUCCCAGGAAUGCAAAGAAUUGACCAACGGAACGGCCGUCUUUAUCUAA
Messenger RNA from Rhipicephalus microplus (southern cattle tick), 1032 nucleotides. RefSeq names its product alpha-(1,3)-fucosyltransferase C. NCBI's taxonomy places the organism in Eukaryota, Metazoa, Arthropoda, Arachnida, Ixodida, Ixodidae. The record is from RefSeq and is a predicted model, not a curated record. Gene Ontology annotation, cellular component: membrane. Gene Ontology annotation, molecular function: fucosyltransferase activity.